This is a messenger RNA of Chenopodium quinoa (quinoa), 534 nucleotides long. RefSeq lists its product as uncharacterized. Lineage: Eukaryota; Viridiplantae; Streptophyta; Magnoliopsida; Caryophyllales; Amaranthaceae. The transcript has a single exon. The record is from RefSeq and is a predicted model, not a curated record. The coding region runs from base 1 to 534 and encodes 177 amino acids.
AUGGUAUGUAUAGUCGAGCAUAAUCCAAAGUAUAAUAAUUUUAGUGCAAUGACUACUAACGUUACGAAAUCACCUUUGCCUCGUAACCCCAUUUCUGCUCUUCGUGACCCGAAUUGGAAAAUGGCCAUGGAUGAUGAAUUUAAUGCUCUUAUCAAAAAUAAGACGUGGGAGUUGGUGCCCUGUCCGCCGGAUGUUAAUGUUAUUCGUUCUAUGUGGAUUUUUACUCACAAAGUAAAAUCUGACGGUUCUUUUGAGAGGCAUAAAGCCCGUCUUGUAGGUGAUGGCAAAACACAACAGGUUGACAUUGAUUGUGGGGAGACUUUUAGUCCGGUUGUGAAGCCGGCUACUAUUCGUACUAUUCUUAGCCUUAAUUUGUCUAAAGCUUGGUCGAUCCAUCAACUUGAUGUUAAGAACGCUUUUUUACAUGGUGAGCUUCAGGAGACAGUCUAUAUGCAUCAACCCUUUGGGUACCGUGAUAAAACUCACCCUGAUUAUGUGUGUUUAUUGCGGGGCUCUUUAUAUGGUCUUAAGUAG